Aricia agestis (brown argus) is the source of this 1693-nucleotide messenger RNA. RefSeq names its product alanine--glyoxylate aminotransferase 2-like. Gene Ontology annotation, cellular component: mitochondrion. Gene Ontology annotation, molecular function: pyridoxal phosphate binding; transaminase activity. The record is from RefSeq and is a predicted model, not a curated record. Bases 116 to 1549 code for a protein of 477 amino acids. The transcript has 10 exons. NCBI's taxonomy places the organism in Eukaryota, Metazoa, Arthropoda, Insecta, Lepidoptera, Lycaenidae.
GAGGCCUCCUCCUUAUAAAAUCAGUUCAUCUAUACACCGCAUCACUCUGAGCGCAGCCGUCGAGCUAUACCUAGUCUUAAUUUUUAAACAGUAUUCUAUUUUUAGCUUUAACACAAUGGCCUACAUUCAGUCCAUGCCAAAAUCAGAAACCAUCAAACUGAGGGAAAAAUAUGUUGGUGCCGCCUGCCAGCUGUUUUUCCGCUCCAGCCCGCUCAAAAUUGUGCGAGGAGUCGCCCAAUUCAUGUACGACGAGAUGGGGGAACGGUACCUGGACUGCAUCAAUAAUGUUGCCCACGUGGGCCACUGUCACCCGCACGUGGUCGAAGCUGGGCGGAAUCAGAUGUCGCUGAUCUCCACUAACAACCGCUACUUACACGACGAGCUGGUCAUCCUGGCAGAGAGGUUGGUCCAGACGAUGCCUGAACAACUCUCCGUCUGCUUUUUCGUAAACUCCGGCUCAGAGGCCAACGACCUCGCGCUCCGUCUCGCCAGAAUCCACACCAAGAAUAUGGACGUCAUCACACUUGACCACGCGUAUCAUGGCCACCUAACGUCCAUGAUCGAUGUCUCGCCAUACAAACUGAACCUACCGGGGGGGCCGGACAAGCCGGAGUGGGUUCACGUGGCGCCAGUUCCGGACGUGUACCGUGGGAAGUACAUAAGUCCUCGUGAUUCGGACUCCGAGGAGGAGCUGGGCAAAAUGUACGCGGACGAAGUGGGCAAAAUCUGCGACGAGGUCAAGCAAAAAGGCGAAGGAGUUUGCGCCUUCAUAGCGGAGAGUCUGCAAAGCUGUGGGGGGCAGAUUAUCCCCCCAAAAGGAUACUUAGAGCGCGUCUACGAACACGUCCGCGCAGCUAAGGGUGUGUGCAUCGCUGACGAAGUGCAAGUUGGGUUUGGUCGCGUGGGCACCCAUAUGUGGGCGUUCGAGACCCAGGGAGUCGUCCCCGAUAUCGUGACAAUGGGAAAACCCAUGGGCAACGGACACCCCGUCGCCGCUGUCGUCACCACACCGGAGAUAGCGAGGAGCUUCACUGAGACGGGAGUGGAGUAUUUUAACACGUACGGCGGUAACCCAGUAUCAUGCGCCAUCGCGAAUGCCGUACUAGACGUAAUCGAGGAAGAAAGACUCAUGGAGCGCGCGGCCCGAGUGGGUUCCCACCUGCUCAAGCGCUGCGAGACCCUGAAGAAGCAUGCCAUCGUUGGUGACGUGAGAGGCCUGGGGUUGUUCGUCGGCGUCGAACUGGUCAAGGACAGGAGUAAAAGAACCCCAGCUACGAAUGAAGCCAAGUUUGUAGUUGAACGCAUGCGCGAAGAGAAGAUCCUCAUAAGUCGCGACGGGCCGGACAACAACGUGCUCAAGUUCAAGCCGCCGAUGGUGUUCGGCGUACAGGACGCGGACAGGGUCGUGGACACGCUAGACAGAGUCCUCGCCGAGUUGGACACACAGACUGUGGUGAUGAAGAAGCACGUUACACCGAUCAGUGACGGAGUCGAAAGCAGCGAUAUGAAGCUCAAGAAAAAGCUCAAUAAACAGAUAAAAGCUAUGUAAUUUAAGCUCAAAGAAAUCUCAAAAGUAUUGUCGAAUAAUUGUCGUAAGUUUUGUAAAUAUUGUUAUUGUAAAUAUAAUAUGAUAAGUAGUUGUAAUCUAGUUGUAAGUUUUGUUAUAAAAAAAUAGAAGUAAGAAAUAUGAAUA